Vollenhovia emeryi is the source of this 1615-nucleotide messenger RNA. RefSeq names its product 2-oxoisovalerate dehydrogenase subunit beta, mitochondrial (gene BckdhB). The coding region runs from base 322 to 1449 and encodes 375 amino acids. The record is from RefSeq and is a predicted model, not a curated record. Gene Ontology annotation, molecular function: catalytic activity. The transcript has 8 exons. Gene Ontology annotation, biological process: branched-chain amino acid catabolic process; response to nutrient. Lineage: Eukaryota; Metazoa; Arthropoda; Insecta; Hymenoptera; Formicidae.
CUCGGAACUCCGCGUUGUGCGUACGUCGCGUGAAACCAGUUCCCCGUUCGUGCGUUUACGAUCGGCAACGCACGCCGAUCGUCCAAUCGUUCGAUCACGGGCGUGUGCGCGCGUGCACGCGCGCUCUCGCUCGCGUUCGACCUCGAUUGGUGACUAUUUCGACAUCCCACGUGGAGUCGAAAGAACCUCCGCGGAAUAUCGGUAUUCUGUGUAAAAUAGAGACACGCGACGUCCUAGCAACUUCGGCUUUACUGCUCGGACGAAUCGAAACGGAAGAGAGAGAAAGAUAGAAAAGGAAAAAAAGAGCGAGAAAAAGAAACGAUGAUGCUCGGCAAGUUGAGCGCAAGACUGCGACACGCUGGCAGCAGGUGGCUCUUAAACCGCGGGGAAGUUUCCGUUUGUCACAAGAGCCAUGUCAGAGGGUCGCACUUUACGUAUUUCCCGUGUAAAAAGCCGGCCGUCGACGGUGAGACUGAAAAACUGAAUAUGUAUCAAGCCAUAAAUCAAGGGCUUGGUAUCGCAAUGGAGAACGAUCCACGUUCAGUGCUGUUUGGCGAGGACGUGGCAUUCGGAGGUGUCUUUCGUUGCUCGUUAGACUUGAGGGACCGUUUCGGUGCCGAUCGUGUCUUCAACACGCCUCUCUGCGAGCAAGGGAUUGCCGGUUUCGGAAUCGGCUUAGCUAACGCAGGAAUAUCGGCGAUUGCCGAAAUACAAUUUGCGGAUUACAUAUUUCCCGCCUUCGAUCAGUUGGUUAACGAAGCGGCCAAGAUGCGAUAUCGAAGCGGCAACAUGUUUGAGUGUGGCAAACUUACGGUUCGUGCACCUUGCGGGGCCGUCGGCCACGGCGGCCUUUAUCACUCUCAAAGCCCGGAAGCCUACUUCGCACACACUCCCGGUUUAAAGGUCGUCGUGCCACGUGGAGCGAUGCACGCGAAGGGUCUCCUGCUGAGCUGCAUCGACGAGCCGGAUCCCUGCAUCAUAUUCGAGCCUAAAGUUCUCUAUCGUACAGCGGUUGACGAGGUGCCUCUGGCACAUUACAAAAUCGAAAUCGGCAAAGCCGAGAUUGUAAGAAGCGGCGACGCCGCGACACUCGUGGGCUGGGGUACUCAGGUGCACGUACUGCUGGAGGUGGCCGACCUGGUCCAGAAGAAACUCGGCGCGUCCUGCGAGGUGAUAGACCUUGUUUCCAUUCUACCUUGGGACACGGAACUCGUGUGCAAGUCGGUGAGGAAAACCGGGCGCGCGAUCAUCGCCCACGAGGCUCCAAUGACGAAUGGAUUUGGGGCGGAAAUAGCCGCGACCGUGCAGGCGGAGUGCUUCCUGUACCUGGACGCGCCGGUACAGAGAGUCACCGGUUGGGACAGCCCCUUCCCGAACGUCUUCGAGCCCUUUUAUCUCCCGGACAAGUGGCGAUGCUUCGCGGCUAUCCGAGACGUCCUCAGGUACUAAGGUCGCGACGAAGGGUAGCACGAUGACCGUCGCAGCGGGGAAAAGAGAGCCUGGGGGAACAGCAGUUACUCGCACAACGUCCACUAAUUACGUUGGAAAUGCUUUUUUACACUUUGUACUUUACGUAUUCUACGUAUUUUACGUAUAAUAAAUACUUUUCCUCUUC